This is a messenger RNA of Oncorhynchus masou masou (cherry salmon), 1521 nucleotides long. RefSeq lists its product as uncharacterized. The coding region runs from base 1 to 1521 and encodes 506 amino acids. The transcript has 2 exons. The record is from RefSeq and is a predicted model, not a curated record. NCBI's taxonomy places the organism in Eukaryota, Metazoa, Chordata, Actinopteri, Salmoniformes, Salmonidae.
AUGCCCACCCCCCCACUUCCUCCCAUCAACAGCCCCCCACUUCCUCCCAUCAACAGCCCCCCACUUCCUCCCAUCAACAGCCCCCCAUCAACAGCCCCCACUUCCUCCCAUCAACAGCCCCCCCAUCAACAGCCCCCCACUUCCUCCCAUCAACAGCCCCCCAUCAACAGCCCCCUCCCUUCCUCCCAUCAACAGUCCCCCCCAUCAACAGCCCCCCCACUUCCUCCCAUCAACAGUCCCCCCCCAUCAACAGCCCCCCACUUCCUCCCAUCAACAGCCCCCCCAUCAACAGUCCCCCCCAUCAACAGCCCCCACUUCCUCCCAUCAACAGUCCCCCCAUCAACAGCUCCCCCACUUCCUCCCAUCAACAGCCCCCCCAUCAACAGUCCCCCCAUCAACAGCUCCCCCACUUCCUCCCAUCAACAGUCCCCCCCAUCAACAGCCCCCCCACUUCCUCCCAUCAACAGUCCCCCCCAUCAACAGCCCCCCCAUCAACAGCCCCCCACUUCCUCCCAUCAACAGCCCCCAUCAACAGCCCCCUCCUCCCAUCAACAGCCCCCCCACUUCCUCCCAUCAACAGCCCCCACUUCCUCCCAUCAACAGCUCCCCCAUCAACAGCCCCCUCCUCCCAUCAACAGCCCCCCCACUUCCUCCCAUCAACAGCCCCCCCACUUCCUCCCAUCAACAGCCCCCCCAUCAACAGCCCCCUCCUCCCAUCAACAGCCCCCCCACUUCCUCCCAUCAACAGCCCCCCCACUUCCUCCCAUCAACAGCCCCCUCCCUUCCUCCCAUCAACAGCCCCCUCCCUUCCUCCCAUCAACAGCCACCCCCAUCAACAGCCCCCCCACCCUCCCAUCAACAGCCCCCCUCAUCACCAGCCCCCCCCACUUCCUCCCCAUCAACAGCCCCUCCCCUCCCUUCCUCUCACCAGCACCACUUCCCCCAUCAACAGUCCCCUCCCUUCCUCCCAUCAACAGCUCCCCCUCCUCCCAUCAACAGCCCCCCCAUCAACAGCUCCCCCACUUCCUCCCAUCAACAGCCCCCCCACUUCCUCCCAUCAACAGCCCCUCCUUCCUCCCAUCAACAGCCCCAUCAACAGCCCCCAUCAACAGCCCCCUCCUUCCUCCCAUCAACAGUCCUCCCCCAUCAACAGCCCCCCCACUUCCCUCCCAUCAACAGCCUUCCAUCAACAGCCCCCCCACUUCCUCCCAUCAACAGCCCUCCCUUCCUCCCAUCAACAGCCCCCUCCCUUCCUCCCAUCAACAGCCCCCCCACUUCCUCCCAUCAACAGCCCCCCACUUUCCCAUCAACAGCCCCCCCAUCAACAGCCCCCACUUCCUCCCAUCAACAACCCCCACUUCCUCCCAUCAACAGCCCCUCCACUUCCUCCCAUCAACACAUCAACAGCCCCCCCCACUUCCUCCCAUCAACAGUCCCCCACUUCCUCCCAUCAACAGCCCCCCUUCCUCCCAUCAACAGCCACCCCCACAACAGCCCUUCCCCAUGGAUGCGGAUAGUUGA